UUAUGUGUAACACUAGCUUGGCUCAGUUCCUACCGUUAGCAAUUUGUGAAUGCAUUUCAGACCUGGUACACUGGCCCAUUUACAGGGAUCUUUUUCAUCUCUCAGAUGAGAAUGUGGGUCCUAGGCCAAUUUCGAGUUUCUGCAUUUCAUCUUUGGAGCGGUUUUCAGCAAAUUUUUUUUUUUAUGUUGUUGAGUGUCUGCUGCACUGGUCGGGUCAUGUUGUUCCGUGCCGAUGUUGGUCCAAGUGAUAGAAAUAAUUAAUACACAAGGUGACGUUCUAAGGCGCUUAGUCAGGAACGGCGAUAAGUGUUGCUUAUUGCCGGUUUGUCCAAAAAUUAGAUGAUUAUCCCAUUAAUAAUAUUUGUGACGACGCCAUUGCUUUCAAACUUCAAGCCUUCGAUUUUACGUAAAUCAUCACGUAUUAAUGGCCGUCGGCAGUAUGCUCUGA
Molecule: messenger RNA, 448 nt
Organism: Umbelopsis ramanniana AG
Lineage: Eukaryota; Fungi; Mucoromycota; Umbelopsidomycetes; Umbelopsidales; Umbelopsidaceae
Exons: 1
Coding region: 106-261 (51 amino acids)
Source: RefSeq, a predicted model, not a curated record